AUGGGCGGGAAAUACAGAUCGCUUUCGGGCGCGUGGGUAGACCCGGAAAAGCAGCGCAACAGCAACGAGUACGACUACGACAGCGAAGAAGCUCCCUCUCUUGUUUCCUCCCGCAACGCCUCCGCCUCAUAUGCGCCCAUGCUCGGCCACAAGCACGAUACACGAAGGAGACCCACACUGGCAUAUCAUCUUCCGCGGCGGCGCUUUAGCAGAUACUUCACGCUUGCGCUUACGAGCAUCCUGUUCGUCUUUGUCUACUAUCUCGUCCAGUCUUCCUGGGCGAGCCGAGCAGAAGUGGAACUGGGUCUGAAGAAGCCGCCUCCGCCUCCUCCGGCGUGGGAGCAGUUUCCAUUCUUGAAGAGGUAUCAUGGGGGCAUACGAACUUUAGUGAGCAGGAAAGAGAAUGUACCAGAGUAUCCUGCAGAUGAUGAUGUAGAAGUGCAAAGGUUGAAAGAGGCCGCGUUGGAGCAAAAGCAGAAACAGGAUGCAGAAGCAGCACGAGAGAAGGGCUUUCAGAAACGAGAUGGACUACCUGAACCCCGAAGAUUCGAUCCCAGAGUGGGUGUGAAAGAUUUUGGACAGCCUGUGAAAUGCUACAUGGAUAACAGGACGCAGACGGAGAUACCGCAGUUGCUGGGCUAUAAUGGCGUACCGAGAGGCUUUCCUGAGCCUGUGAUGGGCUCCUACGAAGUGCUUGGAUUGCGCAAUGACAUGUGUUUUGAGCGCUAUGGGAGACUUGGACCGUAUGGAUUUGGAUACAGUAGCAAAUUUGGCGGCAGCAGCGCCGGUUUGGAAGGUGAAAGAGAAGGCGCAGAGAAGGUCUGGGGAGAUGAGCUGGAGAUCGACUACACCAAAGUGCGGUGGGCCAGUGUUCAGCAGCAAUGUGCAGCAGCGAACGCGCACAGAUUCAGGCCGACGUCGCAGGAGGAUACAGUCGAUUUUAGUUCGAUGAGAAGUGGAGAAAGGAGAAGAAGAAUCGCGGAGAAGACAGCCGGAUCAGCUUCACAGACAGCGUCGCAGUUGCAGAAUCGCACGGUGGUGCUCAUUCGCACAUGGACUGGGUUCCAGUAUGACCACGAAGAUCUAUUCUACCUGCGGGCUCUUCUGAACGAGCUGAGUAUACAGUCUGGAACGGAAUACGUUGUCCAUUUUCUGAUACACGUCACCGAUGACAGCAAGGAGAUCUUCGCCGACAAGGACUUGUAUCGACAAGUCCUCGACGACGCGCUUCCGGAAGAGUUCCGAGGAAUGGGGACGCUGUGGUCAGAGCGUCAGAUGGGCUUGAUAUACGGUGGGCUGGACGAGAGCUUCUACCGUAACCUUCCAGUACAUGGCGUGUACCGGAGCACAUACAUGCCUGUCCAAUACUUCGCCCAUACACACCCAGAGUUCGACUUCUUCUGGCAUUGGGAGGUGGACGUUCGCUACACUGGACACUUCUACCAUCUCUUUCAUCAGGUAUCCCAAUGGGCGAAACAGCAGCCAAGAAAGGGAUUGUGGGAGAGGAAUGGGAGAUUCUACGUCCCGUCUGAGCACGGCAGCUGGGAGGACUUCCGGCAGAUGGUGCGAGUGCAAACGGAGCACGGCACAGCAAGUAAGGAGAACAUUUACGCCAAGCUCGCUGCUGAUGCUGGCACGAAGAACCCUAUGGACAAUGACAGCCGCAAGCCCGAGAAGCCUGUUUGGGGUCCUGAGCGCCCUACUGCUCAAGGCGAUGAGACCGAUGAUCCGGAGAACGACCCCCAACCACCAACGUCAUACGACAAGGACAACUACGAAUGGGGAGUUGGUGAAGAAGCAGACUUCAUCACGUUCAAUCCCCUUUUCGACCCUCACAACACGAAUUGGAUCCUAGCCGAAGAUGUCACUGGCUACAACCUCUCCGCCGGCUACCCUCCCCGCCGAACAGCAAUCAUCACCGCCAGCCGUCUCAGCCGCAGACUGCUCGAAACUAUGCACCGCGAAACCGCUCUGAAACGCCACACCAUGUUCAGCGAAAUGUGGCCCGGCAGCUGCGCACUCCAACACGGCUACAAAGCCGUGUACGCCCCUCACCCAGUUUACAUCGACCGGGCCUGGCCCACUUCCUACCUCGCUGCCAUUCUCAACAACGGCCGCAACGGUGCGGCUGGGGGCGCGAGGACUUCGGUCUUCUCGGAUGAGAGACAGCACAAUUUCUUGGGUACGACCUGGUACUACCAUGCUGGCUUUUCCCCCAAUCUGUGGAAGAGGUGGUUGGGUUACAAGGUGGACAAUGAUGGGGGUGAAGAAUGGGAGCUUGCGAAUGAGGGGAGGAUGUGUCUGCCUCCGAUGUUGCUGCAUCCUGUCAAGCAAGUCGAUUUGGUUUAUGAGCAUCAGGAGGGGGAGUAA
This is a messenger RNA of Lecanosticta acicola, 2370 nucleotides long. Lineage: Eukaryota; Fungi; Ascomycota; Dothideomycetes; Mycosphaerellales; Mycosphaerellaceae. The record is from the annotation of a GenBank genome assembly.